AUGCAAGCAAUUAAAUGUGUAGUUGUAGGUGAUGGUGCGGUUGGUAAAACAUGUCUUUUAAUUUCUUAUACAACUAACGCUUUUCCUGGAGAGUAUAUCCCAACAGUUUUCGAUAAUUACUCAGCUAAUGUUAUGGUUGAUGGUAAACCAAUUAAUCUUGGCUUGUGGGAUACUGCUGGUCAAGAAGAUUAUGAUCGUUUACGUCCACUUUCAUAUCCUCAAACUGAUGUUUUCUUAAUUUGCUUUUCAAUUAUUUCUCCAUCAUCAUAUGAAAAUGUUUCAGGUAAAUGGGGACCAGAAGUAUUUCAUCAUGCUCCAAAUGUUCCAAUCAUUUUGGUUGGUACAAAAAUGGAUAUGAGAGAAGAUAAGGAAACUCAAGAUAGAUUAAAAGAAAAGAAACUUUAUCCAGUUUCCUAUGAACAAGGUCUUUUAAAAAUGAAAGAAAUUAAUGCUUUCAAAUAUCUUGAAUGCUCUGCUCUCACUCAAAAAGGUCUUAAAACUGUUUUCGACGAAGCUAUUAGAUCUGUAAUUAAUCCACCAGUUAAAAAAUCAAAAAGUAAAAGUGGAUGUAAUAUCUUGUAA
Messenger RNA from Dictyostelium discoideum AX4, 582 nucleotides. It is a transcript of the gene rac1C, whose product is annotated as Rho GTPase. The transcript has 2 exons. Gene Ontology annotation, molecular function: G protein activity; GTP binding; GTPase activity. Gene Ontology annotation, cellular component: plasma membrane. Lineage: Eukaryota; Evosea; Eumycetozoa; Dictyosteliales; Dictyosteliaceae. The coding region runs from base 1 to 582 and encodes 193 amino acids. The record is from RefSeq and is a predicted model, not a curated record.